Molecule: messenger RNA, 3353 nt
Organism: Ruditapes philippinarum (Manila clam)
Lineage: Eukaryota; Metazoa; Mollusca; Bivalvia; Venerida; Veneridae
Exons: 5
Coding region: 176-2347 (723 amino acids)
Molecular function (GO): protein binding
Source: RefSeq, a predicted model, not a curated record
CAUGGUAACACUAUAGGUAUUCGCGUAAUCUGAGGCAGUAUUAAUCUACACAAUAUGCUUACACGCUCAUAAGCCCAUAUGGCUGUCCAGAUAAUAUCUUGUACACAGAUGUAAAAAGUCGUGAAACAUAAUUCAGUAAAACGGAUUGUCAAAAUAUUUCUUGCUACUAACAGUCAUGGAAAAUCUAACAGAAACUGAAAAGGAGAUUGUUGCAGUAACAGCAUUGUUAGAUAUCGAGAAAUCGGAAGAUAACUAUGUCGAUCGUUCAAAACUGUUUUACAAGAGUCAACUUUAUCGUCAAGCUCUUGAUGACGCAAAAAGUGCGCUUGAAAUCAAUCCAAAGUCAUCAAACGCUCUCAUAGCAGCCGGAAAAUCCGCGUUAAAACUGCAAAGUUUCAUGGAAAGUUUCGAAUUCUACAAGGAGGCUUUAGUACAAGAUCCCAAAAACUCCGAGAUUGCAGAGGACUUGCGUAACCUUCAAAAUGUAUUGUUAUCUGAUUAUGAAAGGGACAGUGAGCUUGCUGAAAGAGAGUACAACGCUGUUGAACUUUGUUCCCAAGACGUUUACCCUGGUGAUAACGAACUUUUUAAAUUGGAGGUUGAGAUUCUUUUAAAGAAGCACAAAAUUGACGCCACUAAAUAUAUUGCUCCGGCUCAGAUUGAUAUGAAGACACGUAAAGACGCAGCGUCUAUUGCAGUAAUGGCGUAUAAUUCCCGCGAAGAUGGCCGCCUACAGGAGGCGCUCGAAUGUAUCCAAGUGGCGAUACGUAAGGAUGGGACGAAUGCAAGAAUGAUACAAAUCCGUGCAGAGAUUUUCUGGGAGUUGGGAGAACAUGUUAAUGCCCUCCGUGAUCUUAUGAGCAUACCAAAACCACACAGAAUAGCCGAGGUCUGGAAACUUGGAGGUAAAAUCUUAUCGAAGCUUGAUCUGCCUGUAAUGGCAGAGUUCUGGUUUAGAAAGGCAACGGCCCUGAUCCCAGAGAAAGAACGGAAGAAGGACUUGGAGGCCCCUACUUUGUUCCAGAAAGUUCGAGUUAAAAGGAUUUAUGGACCUUUAACUGUAGACUAUCCAGUGAAGGUUGAUUUUACAGAUUACGGCAGAGCCGUUUACGCAACAGACACGCUCGAGCCAGGUGAAGAUGCAUUUGAUGAUAUUCCAGUUAUAAUUGGUCAGUUAUUACACUGUAUUGACCUCCCUGGUUGCGACCACUGUGGAAACUCUAUGAUUACUCCAAGUCAUUACUUUGGAGAUAACUGGAAAACUCUUCCAUCGCACCUUCGACCUUUCGUUGAGGAACAUUGGCCGGAUGUGACGCCAUUGUACUGUAGGUUUUGCAGACGAGAGAAGUAUUGCAGCGCCACCUGUCAAGCGGGUGCUUGGGACCGCUACCACCAAAUUCUCUGUCCAUCUGUUAACUCUGCUAGCAAUGAGUUAUACGACAUCAUUGAACACAAAGGUCAAGCAAAGAACGAGAGGGGCGUCUAUAAAGACAUUUGGGCGGGGCAGUAUAGUCCCAUAAUACUGGCUAAACUAUGGGCCUCUAUUGUAGCCGAGGCAAAACGACAAAUGAAGCAGGCUGGUCUAACUUCACCAAGUUGUGAGAACUGGGCUUAUGCCAAGAUGCCGUUUCGAAAGUUUAUUUCAUUUGGCCGCGAGUCCGCGGUAAAACGUAUGCCGGAAAUUUUCAAACUGGUUCAGAAAAUAUUCACAGACUGUGGGGAUGGUAUUUCAUACACUAUUAACGAAGCAGAGUUCGAGGCGAGAUACUUUCAAGCCACGUGCAAUCUUCAAGCCUUCAGCUCGUCUAUCACACCAAAACACAAAUUCAUGGAGAAAUUACCAAACAUACAAGACCUGCGGUCAUUACAGAUACUGAAGUUCCUUGAAGAAAAACCUCCGAUGGUUUCAUAUGCGGGAAUGUUUCCACUACAUGCAUGCCUUAACCAUGCCUGUGACAACAACGUCGAAGUUAUGGACGGAUUUGCGGAAGGUAAACCUGCUGUGCACGUGCGCGUUAAAAGAGAUAUAAAACCCGGCGAAGAGCUGUUCACAACCUACAUCGAUACAUCAAUGCCGAGAAGGUUACGACGAGCAUGGCUUUACAAAUCAUUUAACUUCUGGUGUUUAUGUAAACGAUGCCAGUUCGAGGGUGAUGAUAAUACGUCUUGCACUCAGUGCAAAAAGGUGGCUUCUGAGGGAAAGAAAUUCCCCGGAUGUAGCAAAUGCAAGAAAGCAUGGUAUUGUUCGACAAAAUGUCAGAAAACGGCUUGGGUGAAGGGUCAUAAAGAUAUUUGCAGUUUGCUUCAUUCCAGUGUGCAAGCACAAGUUUCAGAGAAAGCAAUGUAGAUCAAAUCUGCCAGAUAAACAUGGAUGAACAAGAGUUUAUAUGAGCCGUGUCACGACAAAACCAACAUAAUACAUUUGCGACCAGCAUGGAUCCAGACUAGCCUGCGCAUCCGCGCAGUCUGAUCAGGAUAUCAGUUUCUCUACUUGUAAGCGAAAAGCAUGGAUCCUGAUCAGACUGCGCGGAUGCGCAGGCUGGUCGCAAACGCAUUAUGUUGGUUUUGUCAUGACACAGCUCAUAUGAAGCGUGAAUGUAUUUAUUCCCAAUUGAGUGUAUCUUUCAUUAAUUAUUUAAUGGGCAUCAUUUGUGAUAUAUGUUUAUGACUAUCGACAUUCUAUACACAUUGAGUAGUACACUACCAAAUUAGGGUCACAUUUAAGGAAUGUUAUUGGAAAGAAUGUGUCUGUAGGACCAAUGCAAGGGCCAUUUUUUUCUUUCUGUGUAUGGUUUUCCAAGGACAGAAGUAACAGAAUGCAGAAAUAUGGGAUUUUGGCUAUUACCAGGAUUAAUAUGUACAUAACAUUAUGUACAGUAAAGUGUUCUACCUGCCCUGAACAUGAGAAUAUGUGGUAUUCAAAUAGUGACAAAAUCAUAUUUCAUCGCCUUCAUUAUUCGCAUUCCAAGGACUUUGUUUUGAAGAAAAUUAGAAUGGUUUUAAUAAAGACCAUGCCAUUAAAUAUUCAUUAUUAUCAUGAAUUUCUAUCCCCCAAAAUUCAUGUAUUUAUAAUGUUCAACAACAAAUCGUUUCCUAAACAUAGAACCAUGUAAUAGCAGUGAAUAAAAUUUCUGAUAUAAAUCAGUUAACACAUAUUGUAUCAGUAGUCAUUUUGCAUCAUGAACUUAAGCUUUAUUAAAUAAGACAAGAUUGUGUAAAAAAGUAAUUUCUUUUUAUGCUUUUUCCUCAUCUUUUACAUUUAAGAAAAACAAACUGUACUAAUAUUUCUAAGGUCAUUUAUUUUGUCAAUCAUACUUUGUUAAUGUAUUCAAUACAAACAUUUUUUACCCACA